AUGGCGAAUGUUAGGGUACAAGAUUUACUUAGGAAUGAACAGAAAAAGAAUUAUGUUUCUUGUAUGAUAGCUCUCCAUAAAACCGGAGAAGCCGUGUUGCCUUUUACCGAAGGUAAACUCCAACAAGUUCACCAGCAAAUUUGGCAACAACUUGGAAAACAAAACCCUUGUCAACAACUGUGCAGCCGGACUAAACGAGACGUCAACAGAUGGUGCAUCACCUGUGGUUUGUGGAGACAAGCGUUGAUAGGGUUUCAUACAAAUCCGAGGGAACUGGUAUGGCAUAAGCUUCAAUCAUGGGAAUGGCCGAAACAUCAUAUGAACCUAGUUGAAGUAUUUAUGCUGCAAAACUGGGAUAAAGCUAACAUGAAUGCUGGUGAUUUAUCAGUGGCGUUAACCGUGUGGAAUAAGUGUUCAGUCUUUCCAGCCACGAUAUUGCCUUUGGCUGACGAACUUCGGAAAAGCAGGAACACUGUAGCUCACACAACAUCGAUAGAUGAAAAUGACAAACUUACUGUAUUUAAUGACAUUAUGAAUGUUAUACAUCACGCGGAUGUGGUCAACUACUUACAGAAUCCCCUCGAAAUACAAAACAUAAUCACUGACCUUGAAAAUGGUGACCUUUUUAAAUUUGAAAACGAGUUAAAAGAAAUAAUGAACAACACAAAUGAAAUGAAAGAGAGACUACGAACUAUUCAAUGGAUUAUUAUAGCAGUGUGCAUAGUCAUUUUGGCAAUUGCACUGUUGUAUAUGCAACCAGGGUUACCGAUGAACUUCACUGGAUUACACAUCAAACCAUCCAUGGAGAAAACGGGUUGUCUUCAGGAGUAUUCACCUCUAUUUCCAACAUCGCCGCUGCUUAUCAAUUACUUCAAACAGCAUGGACCUCUCGUUGGCAGGAUAUGGAUGUUUCAGUUGUUGGAUGAACAACUGAAAAACACAACGAGACAUGGCAUUCUAUUCGAAGCUGACAUGGGGUAUGGGAAAUCUGCUAUUGCUGCUCACAUGACAUGUGCCAAAGAAGGUGAUCAAGGUAUAGAACUGAGAAAAAGGCUGAUUGCUUUUCAUGUUUGUAAAUUUGAUGUUAGGAAAACACACGAGGCCGGCGUCUUUAUUCAACGACUAGUUUCAAUGAUCUCAAACAAUAUUCCAGAAUUUAAUGAGAAUAUUAACAAGGAAUGUUUGGAUUUCUUCAUAAACGAUACAUGCGACCACUACCCGGUUGAUUGCAUAGAUAAAUGCAUCAUUCACCCUUUAGAACGAACGAAUAUAUCCGAUGGAAGUGAAGACUACAGGCUUAUAAUAAUCGAUGCUUUGGAUGAAUGCAAUGAAACAUGUUCGUUUGAAAAAAGUAACCAAAUAUUCUAUCUCAUGGAACGCCGUGCAAAUAAAUUUCCAAGUUGGAUCAAGUUCCUUGUAACGAGUAGAAGGCUACCACGUAAUGAAAGGCUAAAAUAUAAUUUAAAUAGGACUGACUUUCAUCACCUUGAAACCCGGAAUUUAAAUGACAUUGAUCUAUAUUUUAACCAGUCUAAUAGAGAAAAGAACGUCACAAUUUUUCUGAUUGCUGUUAAUGCAGAUUUUACACAGCAGAACCAAAUAAACAAUUUAAAUCGAUAUUAUCAAGACCAGUUUGACAGAUGGUAUGGUCACGGGUUCGAUUUUUCGAAAUCCAUUUUGGAAGCCUUGGUGACAACCUCUCUUAAAAAAACUCCAGAAAAUAUACGGAAAGUGAUUUCUUUAAAUGCUGUCGAGAAUGUAUCACUUUCCAUGUUUGAAAAGGAACUAUCCAUUAUACAACAGUUCACAGACAAUAUAAAUGGCGAAAUUGAGUUCAAACAUUUUUCGGUGUUCAAGUGGCUGGAAGAAGAUUGCCCCGAUCUGGGGUAUAGACUCUCUCUUUCAAACGGUCAUCAGGCCAAUGCGCACUAUAUUCUGCAUGAACUGAAUACUUCUAAUUUUACUUUUGAUGUCACCGAUUUACUUUUACACAUACACUCUGCUAAUGAGGGUUCAGGUCUACAAGAACAGUUUAUAAACAUACCUAAAAAGGUCCUCUUUAGAAUGGAGAAGAAAUUUUCAGAAGGACCUGUGGUAAGAAUAAUUAAAAGAGGCAAAAUGAAAGAAAUACCGGAGAUACUGUUCCACCACUUUCCGGGCGGCAAUCAUUUUAGUGCCGAAAACAUUUCAGUGGCGUUUAUUGCUGCAGAAAACGGAUAUACAGACGCUUUAAAGCAGCUGGUAAAUAACGGAGCGGAUAUACACUUUCGCAUGCCAAUGUUUUCCAAUAUGUUAACUUUGUAUGACGCUGUGGAGAUAGCAACUAAUUUCAAGCACUGGAAUUACGGGUUGCUAGACAUAGCAGCCCAAAAUGGACAUACAGAAACAGUCAAACUAAUGUUAAACAAUGACUUAUUUUCAUCCUAUAAUUUGCAUGAAAAGAACGGAUUGAACCUGUCACCAUGGCAUCUUGCUUGCAUGUUUAAUCGUAUCGAAGCGGUUGAAGUGUUUUUACAGUUCAAUCGUUCUUUUGUUGACUGGAAAUGCCUGUACAUUGCAGCUGAAAAUGGCAAUAACGAACUCGUUAAACUCCUCUUAGAAGCAGGAAUUUAUGACAAAUGUGUGUUAUGUACUAAUGAAUUCUACUGGAUUCCAAACGGGACUGCUAGAGUACAAGGGUACAUGGUCCCUGAAAACGAUUCGAUGUACGUUCUUUUCAAUGACUGGAGCGAAUUGUCAUGUGAGUCCGCAUUACAUGCAGCUAUUCGGCAGAACCACCUGAAGGUCGUUAGAGAGUUGAUGAAAAACAACAUCAUUUCAAGGGAGAUCACUGAGUAG
Messenger RNA from Mya arenaria, 2838 nucleotides. RefSeq lists its product as uncharacterized. Gene Ontology annotation, molecular function: protein binding. Bases 1 to 2838 code for a protein of 945 amino acids. Lineage: Eukaryota; Metazoa; Mollusca; Bivalvia; Myida; Myidae. The record is from RefSeq and is a predicted model, not a curated record. The transcript is spliced from 4 exons.